GGGUCGAAGGGUUCGAGCGCGCCUGUUGGAUCAGAUGAUGCAACAGCAGCCGCUUAUAAAGCCUCGCGCAGCCCGGCGCACGCAGCCACGCCGGACUCUCGCUCAGCGCCCGGACCGGAGGGAUCACCGCCCGCUCAACACUCGCUCACGAAAUGCAAAGCAUGCUGACUCGUCUGACUCGUCCGGGCUUGGCAGCCCGCACCCUGAGCCGUGCAGUGCAUUCUGGGACGCAGACGGCCUCCUCUGUGGCGCCCCGGGUGAAGCGUGCGGAGCGCCAGCUCAGCUCAGAGGAAGUGUACGCUCGCGAGGAACGAUACGGAGCGCACAACUACCACCCGCUGCCCGUGGCCCUGGAGAGAGGAGAGGGCUUGUACGUGUGGGACAUAGAGGGUCGUAGGUAUUAUGACUUCCUCAGUGCAUACAGUGCGGUUAACCAAGGCCACUGCCACCCCAGAAUAGUCGCUGCCCUGAACGCCCAGGCCUCCAAACUGACCAUCACCUCCAGAGCCUUCUACAACGACGUGCUGGGGGCCUACGAGGAGUACAUCACCAAGCUGUUUGGAUAUGACAAAGUCCUGCCCAUGAACACGGGUGUGGAAGGUGGAGAGACGGCCUGCAAGCUGGCACGAAAAUGGGCGUACAGUGUGAAGGGCAUUCCCAAAUAUCAGGCGAAGAUCAUCUUCGCAGAGGGUAAUUUCUGGGGCAGGACAAUGGCGGCCAUCUCCAGCUCCGUUGACCCCAGCAGUUACGAGGGUUUUGGCCCGUUCAUGCCUGGAUUUGAGCUGGUUCCCUACAACGACAUCCCAGCCCUGGAGAAAGCCCUGCAGGAUCCGAAUGUGGCUGCGUUCAUGGUGGAGCCCAUCCAGGGUGAGGCAGGAGUGGUGGUUCCUGACCCAGGUUACCUGACCACAGUGCGAGAGCUCUGCACCAAAUACAACGUUCUGUUCAUUGCUGAUGAGGUGCAGACGGGUUUGGGUCGCACGGGCCGCAGGCUGGCUGUGGACCACGAGGCUGUGCGGCCGGACCUGGUGGUUCUGGGAAAAGCUCUGUCUGGAGGAAUCUAUCCUGUGUCUGCAGUGCUCUGUGAUGAUGAUGUGAUGCUGACAAUUAAACCAGGAGAGCAUGGCUCCACCUAUGGAGGAAACCCUCUUGCCUGUAGAGUUGCCAUUGCGGCCCUAGAGGUUCUGGAGGAGGAGAACCUGGCAGAGAAUGCUGAGAAAAUGGGGAAUAUUCUGAGAGCAGGGCUGAACAAACUGCCCAAAGAAAUUGUGACGACGGUGAGGGGGAAAGGUCUGCUGAAUGCCAUCGUCAUCAAGGAGACUAAAGACUACGACGCCUGGCGAGUCUGUUUGCGUCUUCGUGACAACGGACUCCUGGCCAAACCCACUCAUGGUGACAUCAUCAGACUGGCCCCGCCCCUCGUCAUGAACGAAGAUGAGAUCAGCGAGUGCAUUGACAUCAUCCAGCGAACCAUCCUGUCAUUUUAAACUGUUAUAAAAUCCUACUGACCAUCACCCGGAAACAAACACACCCUGGUCAUUUAUUUCCCUCCAGCUGCGAGGACUCAAUACAGUGCUGACCAUACGAGUUAACAUGCAGACAACAAUUCUAUAUGCUAGAAGCUUUAUCUUCUUCUUCUUCUUUCGGCUGCUCCCUUUAGGGGUCGCCACAGCGGAUCAUCUGCCUCCAAUGCUAGAAGCUUAAUUCUAGUAUUUUACAUCCUGUUCCACAGUUUUGGACUAGUGGGGCGAUGAUGAGUGAAUGUUUUACCAGGUACUGAUUUUGAAGUUUCAUAAUUUUGAAGUUUUAUUUUUUUUUAAUUCCAGGAGUUUGAAAAGUUACAUUGCUCAUACUUGACUGUGAAUUUCUAGAUUUUAGCUUAGUCCUGGUCCAGCGGACCCCAUAAACAGUGGAUUUUCAGCUCUAACACGUUUGAUUCUAGCCACCUGGUUCUAAUGUUGCAUAAAAACAGCAAACACCUUGGCAGGUGAAUGAAAUCUAUUCAGUAUAUCUGAUAUUUUAAUUAUAAUACUCCAGCAGUCUCUAAAGAAUCCCAUUUCUAGACGUUGUUUCAAGCAGUUAGCUGUAUCUGUAGUUUAUCUGUCUAAAUUGUCUUAUUCCACCAGGCAGAUUGUUUCAGUUCCCUCAGCAGUGAUUUUUUGAAGUAUGUAAAGAUGCCUCAACUAUAUUUAAGAUAUUUUCACUUUUAGUUUGCAGUGUAGGUUAAAAAAGUGCUUUAAUAUGCUAACAGGUCUUGAAUUCUAUGAAGGAAUGUGUCUCAGAGGCUUUAUUUCUGGACGCUGAAAAAUCUGUGAUUUUUCUGUAUUUAUGUUGUGUUCAGCCUUUGGCUCUGUACUACAUGUAAUGUUUUAGGACUGGGACUAAAACCCUGUUCAAGCUGCACAGCCUGCUAGACUGUUGUUUAACUUUCAAACAGCAAGCUGAAAAUGAAUACUGAAAAUCGAUCUUCACCAAGAUGGAUGUUCUACAGAUUUAAUGCACAUGUUCAUGUCGGACACACAGACAGAGGGAACAGUGUCAGUCUUACAGUUUAAGAGAGGGAUGGUUCUUGUUUAAAGCAAGUAGGGUAGCUUUUAUAUCAGUUCUAAAACCUUGUACAAGGUCACUAAAUAGACAAAAUAAAUAAAAGCUUUUCAGUGGCGAUUCAGCACUGACAUUAAAACUAGGCACUUUUGGAGGACGCCACCUUUGACUCCCAUUCGACUUCAUGUUACAAGCUUGUGCUCCAGCAUCACUGAACCCACUGGGAAACAGAAUGUGUGACCUGGCUGAGCGGAAACUGUUGCUGUUUCAGUAAGUCAGUGCUGACGCACUCGGUAUGUGUACAGUGUGGAAUGUGUGAUGUCCUCUGGAAGUCGUAUGGUCAUAUGUGUGUGAAUGGGCACAUUAAACGUGUGUCGGCUCUUUGAAGCCUGAGGGUCUCCAGGCUGAUCUCAUUUAUCUGUACAGUGUUUAGGUUACAUGAACUGAACGCUUAGAAAGUGACCUCAAAGACAAUGUUCUGUUUAAGGUUGUUCCAUUGUUUUUAAAAUAAAUGAUUUGGUGAGUUAA
This is a messenger RNA of Pygocentrus nattereri (red-bellied piranha), 3072 nucleotides long. RefSeq names its product ornithine aminotransferase (gene oat). The transcript is spliced from 10 exons. Lineage: Eukaryota; Metazoa; Chordata; Actinopteri; Characiformes; Serrasalmidae. Gene Ontology annotation, cellular component: cytoplasm. The record is from RefSeq and is a predicted model, not a curated record. Gene Ontology annotation, molecular function: pyridoxal phosphate binding; identical protein binding; L-ornithine transaminase activity. The coding region runs from base 153 to 1487 and encodes 444 amino acids.